Molecule: messenger RNA, 363 nt
Organism: Penaeus indicus
Lineage: Eukaryota; Metazoa; Arthropoda; Malacostraca; Decapoda; Penaeidae
Product: N-alpha-acetyltransferase 16, NatA auxiliary subunit-like
Exons: 3
Coding region: 10-348 (112 amino acids)
Biological process (GO): N-terminal peptidyl-methionine acetylation
Cellular component (GO): NatA complex; cytoplasm
Source: RefSeq, a predicted model, not a curated record
GUUUCAGCCAUGGAGAACUUGAACGAAAUGCAGUGCAUGUGGUUCCAGACAGAGUGCGCGCAGGCCUAUUUCCGCCUUAGCCAGUAUGGGGAUGCUCUUCGUAAAUGUCAUGAAGUAGACCGGCACUUCACCGAGAUUAUAGAGGACCAGUUCGACUUCCACACUUACUGCAUGAGAAAGAUGACUCUCCGUUCCUACGUUGAGCUGCUAAGACUUGAGGACAUACUCAGGAGCAACAGAUUCUAUUGGGACGCAGCACAGACAGCCAUUGCCAUAUAUCUGAGGUUACACGACCAUCCGCUCUCGGCCAACACAGGCGACAAGGAUCUCAAUACUGGUGAGUGUUGAUUCCCCUCUUCGUUA